GUUCCAAUUAUGGAAAUAUUAGGGUUGCGGAAGACGCAGUCGUCUGGUGAAUCCUAAAACAUCGAUCGUACAAGUAGUGCACACUAUUCUCGUGCGCCGAAUAAACACGCGAAUAUGGUCUCUUGUGUUGCUCGUUUCUCAAAUAUGCUUGCAUCUGCUUUCGAUUCUGCUUCACCAUUAAACUCCUCUUCGCCGUGACAAGAUCAUCUCGGAGAUUGCACUCGGCAUCAGGUGAUUCUCGCUAGAUAGCUCCUCACCCAUCGAGAAGCUGUCAUGGAUGCUGGUGACGACGAUGCGAUUGGGGCCGCGCUCCAAUCUCGAAGGAUACCUCAUGGUCGCUCGUCACGCGCAAGGGGUAAACACGGUAAAGGCGGCGGGGGAUCAAGCCCUGCAGUCUUUGAUCCAAUGCGGGCCCUCGGUCAUUAUGAAGUCGAGAUCGCUUCGAAGGCAAAGAAAAGCAGCGAGAAGCAGGAUGAUAGCGAUUCAUCAUGGCUCGAGAUCCACGAAUUGACGCCCGGCGAGGAUGGCUUCCUGGGCAGUUUCAUGAUUGCCAACAAAUUGCAUGGAAUAUGCAUACUAGCGGGAAGCCGGCAGGGCUUAGCGAGCAUUAUAGAAGACCUAGAGGACCAGGCCGAAGACUCCGACGACUCAGGAGAGAAUGAUGAAAGUCACAGUGCCGAGGCCGGAUCGCCAAAUUCUGGCUCAGAUGCGUCCGAAGACGGCGAUGAAGCUGAUCGUCAAAGCAACGAAAUCGAGCUCGCAGACGAACGCAUCAACAGGCGAGCCAGAGCAUUCGAGAAGAACAGCUUUCGGAAUCCGAAGUUUUGGCUGAAGUACAAGGCACAUGUAGAGUCAGAUGUACAGGGUACAAGCAGCACAGCUUCAAGAGCGUUGGAGAGCGACCGUGGCUACAUCAUCUUCUCCAACAACGCAUGUCAAACGUUUGAUGGAACAUUGUCUGCAGCUUCGCUCGGCUGGGACAAUGUGAAGUUUACUGGCCGCAAAGUUCGUCCUCGUGCGACACCAUGUCCACUAACUUGGACCGGUUUCGACGAGCUGGAGAUUGGUAGGAAAGCGGAGCCGGACGAGGAGCAAGUACAUUAAGGGCACGAUCUCAGUCCAUCAUACAUAUUACUGUUAUCUCCAUGAAACUCAGGCCGAUAUUGCCGAAGAUGUCACUCUUCUCGUGUCAGCCACAAGCGCUUGUGGCCCAAUACCGCAGCUAUGAAAGCCAUCACGCCAGCUCAGGGCAG
Dissoconium aciculare CBS 342.82 is the source of this 1253-nucleotide messenger RNA. RefSeq lists its product as uncharacterized. The transcript has 3 exons. Bases 274 to 1104 code for a protein of 276 amino acids. The record is from RefSeq and is a predicted model, not a curated record. Lineage: Eukaryota; Fungi; Ascomycota; Dothideomycetes; Mycosphaerellales; Dissoconiaceae.